Chiroxiphia lanceolata (lance-tailed manakin) is the source of this 1961-nucleotide messenger RNA. It is a transcript of the gene BLZF1, whose product is annotated as basic leucine zipper nuclear factor 1. Bases 161 to 1354 code for a protein of 397 amino acids. Gene Ontology annotation, cellular component: Golgi membrane. Gene Ontology annotation, biological process: Golgi to plasma membrane protein transport; Golgi organization. The record is from RefSeq and is a predicted model, not a curated record. The transcript has 7 exons. Lineage: Eukaryota; Metazoa; Chordata; Aves; Passeriformes; Pipridae.
CUCGGCCCCGCGGCGGGGCGGGAGCGGACACGACGCGCGGGGCGCCCCGCCCGCCCCGGACGCGGAAGCCACGGGUGCUACAACUGUCGGGGCUGUCGUGACAUCGCCGGGGCCGCGGGACGACUUACCUAGUUAGGAAGAGCUGACUGGUAAAGAGAAAAUGACGUCUCUAGAAAAAGUUGAUGAGGCCUCAUCGCCCAUUCGAGGACCUGGCGAUGGCAUGGAAAUGGAGCAGACAGCUGGAUCGGUGGAAGUAAUUACUGGAGCCAACACUACAAACCAUCACAUCCACCACAGCCCACAUAAAAAGACAGCCUCUUCCCUGAGUCCUGGAGUUCUGCAGCUGGGGAAAGUACAUGCUGACAAAUCAGUGGAAAUUGAAGCUAUUCGUAUAUUAGUCCCCAAAGCAGCCAUCACCCAUGUUGUUCCAACUAAAAAUGCUAAGGUAGCUAAAUCUGUGGGACAUAAAGGAGACACGUUCCAUCAGUCGGAUGGAGCCACAGAUCCCAAGAAAGAACAUUUAGAGCUAAAAAAUGCAAUUGAAAAGCUGAAAAAUUCAGAAAAGCGGUUGUUACAGGAUAAGGAAGGUCUCUCUAAUCAGCUGCGUAUUCAGACAGAGGUCAAUCGGGAGCUGAAGAAAUUACUUGUUGCUUCUAUGGGGGACGAUCUGCAAUAUCACUUUGAACGGAUGGCUCGUGAGAAAAAUCAGCUCAUCCUAGAAAAUGAAGUCCUGGGCCGGAAUAUGUCUCAGUUGUCUGAACAAUUAGAGCGCAUGUCUAUCCAAUGUGACGUGUGGCGAAGCAAAUUCCUAGCAAGCAGGGUUAUGGCUGAUGAAUUAACUAAUACCAGAGCAAUUCUUCAGCGUCAAACCAGGGAUGCCCAAAGUGCAAUCCAGGACUUGCUAAAUGAACGUGAUCAGUUCCGUCAGGAGAUGAUUGAUACACAGAAGCUGCUGGAGGAGCUCAUGGUCUCUCUUCAGUGGGGGAGACAACAGACAUAUUACCCUAGUGCCCAGCCUUACACUACAACAGAGCUAGCAGCUGUGAACUGUAAGCUAGCCAAAGCUGUGAGCUCACAUCUUCUGGGAAAUGUUGGCCCUAACAGUCCAAAAAAGACUUCAACAAGUGUGGAGUUUUGCAAUACCCCUGCUGAGAAAAUGGCCGAAAUGAUGUUACGUGUACUGGAUCCAGCUGCACGUCCAGAAACAUCAACAGAAGUUUCUUUUUCUGAGGCUUCACCAUCUUCCUUCCUUUCCUCAAAGAAGAGUAUUGGAAGGUUUCACCCAUAUACAAGAUACGAAGAUGUAACCUUCAAUUGUUGCAAUCACUGUCAAGGAGAGCUGAUAGCCCUUUAAAAAUUCAGCCAAGACAAUUGCACAUGCACUCCUGAAGAAUUACACUAGUUGAUGUUCAGCAUGCUUCCCUUUGUCCUUCUUUUCAUAAUGGGUGGGUUUAACAUUGGAAAUCAUGCAGUUUCUGCUUCUCUACCUCUUGAAGUUAGGGACUGGCAGGAUUUCUGUAGCCUCUGGGAUACUUCUUCUACUUCUCAGUCUGGAAAGCUACUUAUUUUCUUCUACAAAGGCACAACUAUUUAAGGUUUAUAGUCUUAUUAGCAAAUCUUAAUAAAUUUCCCUUUAGAGGGAGACAGAAGUAUAAGUAUACCAAAGUAAAUGACAUGCUGAUAGGUUAUGUCUAAAUUAAAGUAAUGGAAAAUGGUCAGCUCCAUGCUUGCUUUUUUUUUUUUUUUUUUAAAUCUUAGCCAAGGGGAUGAACCAUCCCCAAGUCUAUGUGCAGCCUUUUAAAUUUAGUAAUAAAAAGGAAUAUGUGCAAUGAUUCUUCAUAGCUGUAGGCUCUGAAGGGAAGAGCAUAUGCAGUGUCAGCCCUCCUGGCAAGAAAGAGGAGCUUGAAUGAACUCUAGCUAAAUAUAUAAAUAGUAACUGGUUUCAAAUGGAUUCUAGAAAA